Nerophis ophidion (straightnose pipefish) is the source of this 9290-nucleotide messenger RNA. It is a transcript of the gene agap3, whose product is annotated as ArfGAP with GTPase domain, ankyrin repeat and PH domain 3. NCBI's taxonomy places the organism in Eukaryota, Metazoa, Chordata, Actinopteri, Syngnathiformes, Syngnathidae. Gene Ontology annotation, cellular component: nucleus. Gene Ontology annotation, molecular function: GTPase activator activity; GTP binding; protein binding. The record is from RefSeq and is a predicted model, not a curated record. The coding region runs from base 355 to 4260 and encodes 1301 amino acids. The transcript is spliced from 18 exons.
ACUCACACACACUCCUCCAGCUCAGAGAUUAAAGGAGUUUGUCUCUAGCAGCCUGCAACAAAAGCUGCUCCCAGUUUACAACUUGCCCCACGAGGAAGGGGAUGAGUCAGGUUUGGAACUUUUGCAGCCACUACUUUGGCAAACUGUUGAGUUGUUUGUGGUCUUUUGCCAGCUUGCAGGACCCAGUGUGUUACGGCUUGUGCUAGUGAUGAAAGUGACUUGUUGGAAGCUUGCACUCAUGUCAAAGGUGAAGGAUUAUACCUGGCGCAGGAAUUUUGGUCUUCAGUUUAAAGACAUUUUGAGCAGCAUGUGAGUGUUUUUUGUCCUUUAAUGCAUCUUUGGGGAUAGAGUGCCAUGCUAUUCCUCAGCAGUGGGACAGUGGACACUACCGUUGGGCAUCAAACCACAUUUCACAUCCCUCUGGCCCUGAAGGAAACGCAGGGGAAUGUUCCGGUGUCCAAGCUAGGAAUGGGCCGGGUCACGCAAACCCUGGUAGACGGUUGCCAACCAGGAGAGGAUCUAAUCGUACCAAUGGAGGACUUUCCUAUCCUUUGUAGGACACCCCAGGACCUCGACAGGUGGCCAUCCUUGAGAGCUGGGAGUCUACGCCCAGAGGUGGUUGUGGAGGAAAAUGAGGAAGAGGAGGAGAUAGAGGUAAAAAUGAGGACUGACGCAUUUAUGAGACGGCCCUUCAAGAUAUCAGGUAACUCAGAGCAAAGUAGGAGCACCCAGGAGUGUAUUGCAGGUUCGCAGCAGUACCACGUCAACGUCCACGCCACAGGGGUCGCGUUUGGCAGCCAUGGCACCAUCACAGGACACACGCUGCCUCGGGCGGUGCUACGGAGGUCCCAUCAGGAUGGAGCCUCGCUGGGCAGGAGGAUUAUGAGCAUGUAUGGCGAACCAGAGGAGCAGCAGAGAGAUUCUCAACCUGAACGCCUCCGGAGACCAAGGAGCGUGUGCAUGCUGGCAGGCCCUGGCCCGGUCCUGGUGGAGCAGCGCAAACAAAACUCCCUAAAAAGAACCGAUGAGGUGGAAGGCAGCCAGCUGUACAGGAGCAGGAAAGCUGAGCUGAGAGCUGUGGACGGUCUCAAUCUUGUCGCGCUUCAGCGGGCCCCAGCUCCCGCAGAGGUGAUCCCUAGGGUUUGCCACAGAAGCGUGAAGACGAGGCCGCUUAGCAUGACCGUGCUGGAGCUGAGAAAAAGGGCCUCUGAUGAUGACCUAAGCAGGCAGCAGAGCAGAAACCACACAAGCCUGGACGCAGGGAACUUUCUUAAAGGAGCUUUCCGUUGGAGGCUGUUUGGUAAAAGUGUUCAGGAUAAAAACAGGGAGAGCGACGGAGACAAAUAUGUGAAAUCGUCUCCCAUAAUUAAAUCCGAUUCUCCAAAAAGUACACUGAGCUCAUUGAGACGCAGUCUCAGCAUGCGCAUCCGUAGGACUCGGCCCAGAGACAAAGUCACUACAGGAUCCGAGGGAGAUCCGAAGGAAAACUGUCAAACCAAACCGGCAAUGCCCCCUCAGCCUUUCUCCUACCUCACGGGGAGAACGCUGCCUUCUUCCGCCGAGCAAAUAGAGGACACCGGGGGCAUGCAGUACAUUCAGUACCGUAGCAGGGGUAAAGUCAAGGUGAUGGAGGUCCCCCUGUGCCCAGCAAAACUAGCUAAACCAGCUCAAGAGGAGCCCAGCUUGUGGCAGCUCAUUGCUAACCGCUUCAGGAGGAAAGAGCAGCCUGGCAGCGUAAAAUGCGGAGCGAAAAACACAGGCCUGCAUGUGCUGACUCGGAAUAAUAAGUCACUGCCCGUCGCCAUGGAGACACUGGCCGACAACGAGUCCCAUAAAGGUCAAGACUCUUUUGUCAAUAGCCAAGAAUGGACGCUGAGCCGGUCUGUGCCAGAACUGAAAGUGGGUAUUGUGGGAAAUCUCUCCAGCGGCAAGUCUGCUUUAGUCCACCGCUACUUGACAGGCACGUACGUGCAGGAGGAGUCUCCCGAAGGUGGGCGCUUCAAGAAAGAGAUUGUGGUGGACGGACAGAGCUAUCUUCUACUAAUCAGAGAUGAAGGAGGGCCUCCAGAGCUACAGUUUGCAGCAUGGGUGGACGCGGUGGUCUUUGUCUUCAGCCUGGAGGAUGAGAUCAGCUUCCAGACGGUCUACAACUACUUCUUGCGUUUGUCCAGCUACAGGAACACAGCCGAGGUGCCCAUGGUCCUCGUGGGGACUCAAGAUGCAAUCAGUGCCGCCAACCCCAGAGUGAUCGACGACUCACGGGCCAGAAAGUUGUCCAAUGACCUGAAGCGCUGCACAUACUACGAGACCUGCUCCACCUACGGCCUCAACGUGGAGAGAGUCUUUCAGGAUGUGGCCCAGAAGGUGGUAGCCAUGAGGAAAAAGCAGCAGCUCUCCAUCGGCCCGUGCAAAUCACUGCCCAACUCGCCCAGCCACUCAUCCGUCCCCGCCGCGUCCAUCCCCUCCGUUCACAUUAACCAGGCGGCGAAUGGCGGGUGCGCGUUCAGCGACUACUCCUCCUCCGUCCCGUCCACCCCCAGCAUAAGCCAGCGGGAGAUGCGCAUCGAGACCAUCGCCGCCUCCAACACGCCCACGCCCAUCCGCAAGCAGUCCAAGCGGCGCUCCAACAUUUUCACAUCGCGGAAAGCCAGUGAACAAGCAAAGAGCGUUGAGAGUAAGACAGACAGCAUAGGCAGUGGAAGGGCCAUUCCCAUCAAACAGGGAAUCCUCCUGAAGCGAAGUGGCAAAUCCCUCAACAAGGAGUGGAAGAAGAAAUACGUCACCCUGUGCGAUAACGGCGUCCUCACUUAUCACCCCAGUUUACACGACUACAUGCAGAAUGUGCACGGAAAGGAGAUCGACCUACUCCGGACCACAGUCAAAGUUCCCGGCAAGCGACCCCCGAGAGCGGUGGCCACGGUAGCCCCCACCGCAAGCCCCAAGACCAACGGGCUGACCAAGGAUCGCAGCGCUCUGCAGCUGGGCAUCGGGAGCACAGGCGCUCCUCACUCCAACAGCAGCACGUCUCUUCAGACGGGCGCGUCCGUAUUUGCAGGCAGCAAAGACGGGAUGCACCAGCGCUCCUUCUCCGUGUCCAGUGCUGACCAGUGGAACGACGCCAUCAACACCAGCACGAGCACCGCGCCACCCAAUGGAACAAGUGACCAGUCCAGUUGCGGUGCGGGCAGCGCCACCAGUCCAAAGCUUGAGCCGCCUCCAUCGCCACACGCCAACCGGAAGAAACACAGACGGAAAAAGAGCACGGGCAUCACCAAGCCAGAUGGUUUAUCCGCAGGCAAUGAAGAGCAAGACGAUUCCUUCGAGUUCAUCAUCGUCUCGUUGACCGGACAGACGUGGAACUUUGAAGCGUCAACGUACGAGGAGCGUGAGCUUUGGGUGCAGGCCAUCGAGAGUCAAAUCUUUGCUAGUCUGCAGUCUUGUGAGAGCAUCAAGAACAAGUCUCGAUUAGGCAGCCAAAGCGAUGCCAUGGCCAUUCAAUCCAUACGGAACGUGAGGGGAAACAGUUUCUGUGUGGACUGCGAUGCACCAAAUCCAGACUGGGCCAGUCUGAACCUGGGCGCCCUGAUGUGCAUCGAGUGUUCAGGCAUCCACAGGAACCUGGGCACUCAUCUGUCUCGCGUGCGCUCGCUGGACCUGGACGACUGGCCUGUGGAGCUCAGCAUGGUGAUGACGGCCAUCGGGAACGCUAUGGCCAACAGUAUUUGGGAGGGGGCCCUGGAGGGCUACAGCAGGCCUGGAAGCGACAGCACCAGGGAGGAGAAGGAGCGCUGGAUCCGAGCCAAAUACGAGCAGAAGCUCUUCCUGGUGGGCCUGCCCCAUUCCGACGUGCCCUUGGGCCAGCAGCUCCUGCGGGCGGUGGUGGAGGACGACCUGAGGCUGGUGGUGGUCCUGCUGGCUCACGGCACCAAGGAGGAGGUCAACGAGACGUACGGGGACGGCGACGGACGCACGGCGCUGCAUCUUUCCUGCGCCAUGGCCAACGUGGUCAUCACACAGCUGCUCAUCUGGUACGGCGUGGACGUGAAGAGCCGGGACGCCCGUGGCCAGACGCCGCUGUCCUACGCCAGGCGAGCCGGCAGCCAGGAGUGCGCCGACAUCUUGCUCCAACAUGGCUGCCCCAACGACGCUGGCGGUCUGACGUCGACGCCCGCAGGAGGAAACAUCAGCAACCGCAACGCCAACCCCAACAUCAACAACAACGCUCAGUGCGAGCUGAACCGCAGCAUCAGCAUCAUGUAGACUAACUCCGCCCCCUCGUCUCCACCAUGUACUUUUUGUUCUUGGUCUUGGAGCUUUAAAUGUUUUUUUUCCCUUCCACCUCCGUGUAACUAAUCGUGCGCCAGGAGAAUGAAACGCUCCAAAUAACGACAACAAACACUCAGCGAAUAAUGGCGAGGUGAAUAAAGGAGGUGAUUGGAAGGAAGGCGACGACCGUCCUCGACGUAACGCGCACGUGACCGACUGAAGGAAUGAAGACGCCGCCGAUGUUUUAUGGCCACGCCGUGGCCUCUUCAAUCACCGCUCAUUCACACUUGAUUGAGAGCGUCGGUUUGGUGUCAUUACCACGUCUUUGUCGCCAGACGCCACUUUGUGUCAUGACAGUGAGUCCCAUGUACAAGUGAGUGACCUCAUCAGCUGUGUAUUUUUAGCCUCAUUAAAACCCAACGUAAGCCCCUCCUCUUUGCGUCCACGCCACCUUUCCUGUCAGCCUGCGAAGCAAAAAGAUGCGUUUGAGUGAUUCCCGAUGAGACGUUCAGGUGCAAACGAAGUCAAUGUUGAUUUUUUUUAAAUCUUUUUUUCUUGAAUUUUGAAGGAGGAGGCCACAAAGUUCACACUGUGACCAAUUUGGGCUUUUUCCUCCGCCUUCACCGGCCUCUUGUGAGGGUUACCGUGGCAACUGUUCUUUAACGCACAACAAUUCUUUGGCCUAGUCUGCUUAUCAAGAACAACUUUUUUAUUAUUAUUUCAUCACUAAGGGAGGAAUUUAGUAGGAUCAAAAAUUUUUACAAAAGUAAAAAAAAAAUGCUUGCGUUUGCUUACAAUAUCUGUUGGAUGAAUGCAGCUGGGAAAGGCUCCAGCACCCCCGCCACCCCAAAAGGGACAAGCGGUAGAAAAAUGGAUGGAUGGGUGAAUGAAAAGCACGUAUCAAGUUUCUGUCGUCAAUUAUAUAAAUUAUUGUAUGCUACAAACCUUUUUGGGUAAGAAAUUUAAGUUCAAAUGGUUUUUGUACAUUUGGAUUUUAAACUUUUUAUUUGGAUAACAUUUUUUCCAAAAAGGCCUACUGGAUUGAGAUUUUCUUAUUUAAACGGGGAUAGCAGGUCCAUUCUGUGUGUCAUACUUGAUCAUUUCGCUAUAUUGCCAUAUUUUUGCUGAAAGGAUUUAGUAGAGAACAUCCACGAUAACAUUCGUAACUUAUGGUCGCUAAUAAAAAAGCCUUGCCUGUACCGGAAGUAGCAGACGAUGUGCGCGUGACGUCACCGGUUGUAGGGCUCUUCACAUCCUCACAUUGUUUAUAAUCAGAGCCAGCAGCAGCUAGAGCUAGUCGGACCGAGAAAGCGACAAUUUCCCCAUUAAUUUGAGCGAAGAUAAAAGAUUUGUAGAUGAGGAAAUUUAGAGUGAAGGACUAGAAAAAAAAAAGGCAAUUGCAUUGGGAGCGAUUCAGAUGUUUUUAGACACAUUUACUAGGAUAAUUCUAUAAAAUCCCUUAUCUACCUAUUGUGUUGCUAGUGUUUUAGUGCGUUAAAUAGUACCUAAAAGUCGGAGGGGUGUGGCCACGGGUGUGUUGACCCCAGAGUCUCUGAGGGAAGUCACAAAGCUUCAGCAGGACAGAAGCUCCGCUGAUCUCCUGUAAGAGCCGACUUAUUACCACAAUUUUCUCACCAAAAACUGCCGUUUGACAUUUGGUCAAGAUCCAUGUUUGCUUGACCGCUCUGAUCCAUAGUAAAGCUUCACCUCCGGGAAUUUUAAACAAGGAAACACCGUGUGUUUGUGCGGCUAAAGGCUAAAAGCUUCCCACCUCCAUCUUUCUACUUUCCAGAAUACUGUUUAAUUAUGCGAUUAAAGCAAACUACUUAUAGCUUGGAUCGGACUGGAAAAUAAUGUCCGCUGCAACCCGAGACGUCAAACGCACGCGUCAUCAUACGAGUCAUCAUUCCGCGAUGUUUUCAACACGACACUUCGCGGGGAAUUUUAAAUUGCAAUUUAGUAAACUAAAAAGGCCGUAUUGGCAUGUGUUGCAAUGUUAAUAUUUCGUCAUUGAUAUAUAAACUAUCAGACUGCGUGGUCGGUAGUAGUGGGUUUCAGUAGGCCUUUAAUGCUGCAAUGUUUUCACGUCCCAAAAAUUUUUGGGGGUCAAAUUUCAUUUCGGCUGUUUUUAUUUGGAAAAACAAUUUGGAAUGGAAUUUUUUUUUUUUUUCAAACAGUUAAACAUUUUGUAUCCUGGACACUGAUCAUUGAAGAGUGAGUCAUUUUUCUAUAGCGCUUUUUCUCUAAUGACUCGAAGCGCUUUACAGUAGAAACCCAUUAUCUAGAUGUUGAACUACAAUUAGGCCAGUGUGGGUGACAUGUCUUGCCCAAGGACACAGGUGACUAGGAUGUCAAAAGCUUGAUUCAAACCAGGACGUUUUCUGGCCAGCAGUUCUACCACCAAUGUAAGAUACAAAAAUCGUCUAAAUUUUUAACAUUUUAUUUGGAUUUUUGUUCUUGUUCAUAAAAAAAUGUUGAAACAGAACAUUUAAAUUCCAGAUUUUUAACUGAACAUUAAGGAACUGAAAACCUCAGAAAAUCCAAUUUCAUGGCGAUAUUUGAAUUAAAUAAACCCUUUUUUGUUUGUUUUAAAAUGUGCCGUAUACAAUAAAAAUCGAAAAACGUGCCAAAUUAUGUUUUUUGAUUAGCGUUUCAGAAUUGGAAAUAGAAUGAACGGAAGGUACACGGACUGAAGAUGUUAGCGUUAUGCUAAAAACAUGCUAAACGCAAAGGAAAAGCUAAAAUCCUGCUUCCAGUUCAAUUUGUCAUCACACAGAUAAGCACGCAUUUUUGCAUUUUGGAUGAACAUUUAUUAGAUUUUUGUGUUUAUCUGGAAAAAAAAAAUCCUUAAAAGCAAAACAGCACAAAAUCCAAUUUCAAGGCAAUAUGUUAAUGAAAAUCAACCCUUUUUUGUUUGUUUUAAAAUCUGCGGUAUUUAAUAAAAAUCGAAAAACGGCCCUUAUUUUGUUUAUUGAGUGUUAGUGUUAUGCUAAAAAACAUACUAAACGCAAAGGAAAAGCUAAAAUACUGCUUCCGGUUCAAUUUGUCAUCACACAGAUAAACACGCAUUUUUGCAUUUUGGAUUAACCUAUAUUAAAUUUUUGUGUUUAUCUGCAAAAAAUAAAAUCCAUCCAUCCAUCCAUCCAUCAUCUACUGCUUAUCCGAGGUCGGGUCGCGGGGGCAGCAGCCUAAGCAGGGAAGCCCAGACUUCCCUAUCUCCAGCCACUUCGUCUAGCUCUUCCCAUAAAAGGAAAACAUCACAAAAUCCAAUUUCAUGGCAAUAUUUCAAUGAAAAUCAACCACAAUCUGCCAUAUAUAAUAAAAAUUGAAAAAUGGCCCUAAUUUGUUUUUCUGAUUUGCGUAUCAGAAUUGAAACAGAAAAUAGAAUUUUCUGGUUCAAAAAUGCUGAAACAGAAAGUUUUAAUUCCAGAUUUUUAACACAACCUUAAGGAACUGAAAACCUCAGAAAAUUCAAUUUCAUGGCAAUAUUUGAAUGAAAUAAACCCUUUUUUGUUUGUUUUAAAAUCUGCCGUUUAUAAUAAAAGUCAAAAACGUCCCUAAUUUUUUUUGUUGAUUUGCGUUUCAGAAUUGGAAAUAGAAUGAACGGAAGGUACACGGACUGAAGAUGUUAGCGUUAUGCUAAAAACAUGCUAAACGCAAAGGGAAAGCUAAAAUACUGCCCCCGGUUCAAUUUGUCAUCACACACAUAAACACACAUUUUUGCAUUUUGGAUGAACAUUUAUUAGAUUUUUGUGUUUAUCUGGAAAAAUACAAAUCCUUUAAAGGAAAACAGCGCAAAAUCAAAUUUUAUGGCAAUAUUUGAAUGAAAAUCAACCACAAUCUGCCAUAUAUAAUAAAAAUUGAAAAAUGGCCCUAAUUAGUUUUUUUGAUUUGUGUAUCAGAAUUAAGAAAUAGAAUGAACACACACGGACCCAAAAAGUUUGUUUUUUUGGUUAAAAGUUAUAUAAAUAAAUAUGUAUCUCAAAUAAACCUACCGCCCGAAUCCAGCUGAGAUAGGCUCCAGCACCCCCCGCAACUCCAAAAGGGACAAGCGGUAGAAAAUGGAUGGAUGUAAGUUUUCGCUUCAUAUUUUAAAAAAUGGUUUAUCCAUACCAUCUAUUUUCUACCACUUGUCCCAAUUUUUGAAUAUUUCAUUUUUUUAUCCUGACAGUUUCGUAUCUGAAAACGGAAAUUCCAAGAUAGAUGUUUUCUUAUUGUCCAAGCCGAACCAUUUUAGUCCGAUUAAUUAUUUCCUUUCUUGGCCAAAUAAGAAUUUUGUGACUGAAUUUGAAAGUGAAAUAAGUUAUAAAACAAACCCUGUUGAUGAAAGUGACGAUACGUGCUUUUUUUCCAUCGGACCGCAGUGAUAACAAGCCGGUGUGUUCCAAAGACCCAAACAGGCCAUGCAUGGGGUGAUUUGGUCAUUUCAGCCAACUGCUGCUUUAACAGUGACUUUCGUGUCUCCCAAGCAGAAUUGAGGAGACUUUAGUCAGUGAGCGUUGCCACAAAGAUUCCAUGUUUGCAGCCACGGACUCCAGCAGAUUGCAUUGUUAGACGUACUGUAACUUUGUACUGUAAUACUGGCCUUAUUGUUAUUUAGGACUUGUUUAUUCCAAAUAGUGUAGUCAGCGUAGUUGUCCCCCCUCAACAUUGAAGUCUUGUAAAUAUUUGAUGGAACAAAACUGCUUUUGGCUGAAAAAGCCCCUUGAACCACAAGCCAUAUUUUCAUAUGUUGCUUUUGUUUGUUUCUCCAUUUUUUAUUGGAACGGUACUUGCCAUGUUUUGGCCCCAACACGGCCAUCUUUGCUACUUGUGUAUAAUGAUGUACAUUCGACAUAUUUAUAAUGCAGUAUGUAAAUAUUUUUAUUUGGGUUUGUUUCUUGUCGGUUUUUCUUUAUUUCUUUAUGACGUUGAAGCAAAAAGCGAAAGAGUAAAACUUGUUGUGUGCUUGGCUGACUGUUGACUCAUUAAUAAACAUUCAAUAAAACCAUGCAGCCUUCCCCUCCUUCAGGGGAAAACAAGUA